Molecule: messenger RNA, 1158 nt
Organism: Hirsutella rhossiliensis
Lineage: Eukaryota; Fungi; Ascomycota; Sordariomycetes; Hypocreales; Ophiocordycipitaceae
Product: septin domain-containing protein
Exons: 4
Coding region: 1-1158 (385 amino acids)
Biological process (GO): cytoskeleton-dependent cytokinesis
Cellular component (GO): cytosol; microtubule cytoskeleton; septin ring
Molecular function (GO): GTP binding; GTPase activity; molecular adaptor activity
Source: RefSeq, a predicted model, not a curated record
AUGGCUCCCCCGGCCCCCGAGAGCGCCUCGCCCAUUGGCAUUGCCAAUCUGCCCAACCAGCGGCACAAGAUUGUCGCCAAGCGCGGUGCCAGCUUCACCAUCAUGGUCGCUGGCGAGUCGGGCCUGGGCAAGACCACCUUUAUCAACACACUCUUCUCCACCACCAUCAAGAACUACGCCGAUCACAAGAAGCGUCACCAGAAGCAGGUCGACAAGACUGUCGAGAUUGAGAUCACCAAGGCUGAGCUCGAGGAGAAGUUCUUCAAGGUCCGCCUGACUGUCAUCGACACCCCCGGCUUCGGCGACUAUGUCAACAACCGUGACUCUUGGAUGCCCAUCAUCGAGUUUCUCGACGACCAGCACGAGUCCUACAUGCUUCAGGAGCAACAGCCCCGUCGCCAGGACAAGAUUGACCUCCGUGUCCAUGCUUGCCUGUACUUCAUCCGCCCUACCGGCCACACUCUCAAGCCUCUCGACAUUGAAGUCAUGAAGAGGCUCUGCUCUCGCGUCAACCUCAUUCCAGUGAUUGCCAAGGCAGACACCCUCAGCUCGGCCGACCUUGCCAAGUUCAAGCAAAGAAUCAUCUCCGUCAUCGAGGCACAGAACAUCAAAAUCUACCAGCCUCCGAUUGAGGAGGAUGACGAGGCUGCCGCUCAGCACGCCCGCAGCCUCAUGGCUGCCAUGCCGUUUGCCGUCAUCGGCUCCGAAAAGGACGUCAAGACGGGCGACGGCCGCAUCGUCAAGGGCCGCCAAUAUUCGUGGGGUGUUGCCGAGGUUGAAAACGAGGAUCAUUGCGACUUCAAGAAGCUGCGAUCGAUCCUGAUCAGAACGCACAUGCUCGACCUCAUCCACACCACCGAGGAGCUUCACUAUGAGGCCUACCGUGCGCAGCAGAUGGAGACCCGCAAGUUCGGCGAGGCUCGUCCCAGAAAGCUCGACAACCCCAAGUUCAAGGAAGAGGAAGAGGCCCUGCGGAAGCGCUUCACCGAGCAGGUCAAGAUCGAGGAGCAGCGGUUCCGCCAGUGGGAGCAGAAGCUCAUUUCCGAACGCGACCGCCUCAAUAAGGAUCUCGAGCAGACCCAUGCCCAGAUCAAACAGCUCGAGGGCGAGCUCGAGGCGAUGCAGGGCAGCGCCGUCCGCAGCCACGGCCGUCGCUAA